Ananas comosus (pineapple) is the source of this 1073-nucleotide messenger RNA. RefSeq names its product hypoxanthine-guanine phosphoribosyltransferase. Lineage: Eukaryota; Viridiplantae; Streptophyta; Magnoliopsida; Poales; Bromeliaceae. The transcript has 3 exons. The record is from RefSeq and is a predicted model, not a curated record. Bases 18 to 761 code for a protein of 247 amino acids. Gene Ontology annotation, molecular function: magnesium ion binding; hypoxanthine phosphoribosyltransferase activity. Gene Ontology annotation, biological process: hypoxanthine metabolic process; GMP salvage; IMP salvage.
AAUCCGAGUCCACCAACAUGACCUUCCACGCACCCUCCCUCGCUCUCACUUUCCCUCCUCCUUUUAUAACGCCUUUCCCCUGUCGCUUGGCGCGCAUCAAAACCCCUCUAAUUACCAUAAACUCUCCAAACCCUAACCCUAGGAACCCACGCAAUCGCCCCCUCCUCUUCUCCUCCUCCCCUUCCCCUUCCUCCAUGGGCUCCGAGGCCGAGAUCGAGCGCGUGCUGUGGACGGAAGAGGAGAUCGCGCGCCGCGUCGCCGAGCUCGGCGCCGCCAUCUCCGCCGACUUCAAGGGCGCCGUCCCCUCCCCCGUCGUCCUCGUCGGCGUCGCCACCGGGGCCUUCCUCUUCCUCGCCGAUAUCGCCAGGGAGAUCACCGUCCCCGUGGCCAUCGACUUCGUCCGCGCCGAAUCCUAUGGCGCGGGCACGGAGUCCAGCGGUGAGCCCAGGAUCUCUGGCGACCUCAAGAUCGAUGUCGAGGGAAAGCACGUGAUCAUUGUCGAGGACAUUGUAGACACGGGGAAUACUCUCUCCCGUCUCAUGUCUCACUUGGAAAAGAAAGGACCACUCUCUGUAUCAUUGUGCACAUUUCUCGAUAAACCUGCGAGGAGGCGGGUCAAUUUUGAGCUAGUAGGAGAAGGAAAAUUUUACCGUGGUUUUGAGUGCCCGGAUUACUUUGUGGUAGGCUAUGGCAUGGACUAUGCAGAGCUCUACAGGAAUCUGCCUUAUGUUGGCAUCCUUAAGCCCGAAAUGUAUAAAUAAGAUAGACUAUGAAUUCCUCAGCUUUGCUAUAUGCAGGGAAGAUCUCUGCCUUCUUUUUAACAAAAAGCUCAAAGAUUGGGCUUCAGCUGAUUCCUAUUUAUUCCAGAGAAUGUAAAGAGACAAGAGAUAAGAGAGACUGUUGAUUCCUCAGCUUUUUGUUUAAUUUGGGGAAGAUCACUGCCUGCUUUAGAUUAAAAAGCUUUAGGAUUGGUCUACAGCUGAUUACUAUUUAUGCCAAAGAAUAUGAAUAGACAACAGAUAAAUUGUACUCUGUUCUCUCUCAUUUGAGUUAAUAAAUUUCAAGGUUGACUA